AUGGCUCUUACAAAGCAGACAGCCUGCAAAUCCACUGGUGGUAAAGCACCCAGGAAGGAACUGGCUACAAAAGCUCCUCACAAGAGUGCGCCCUCUACUGGAGGAAUGAAGAAACCUCAUGGUUACAGGCCUGGUACUGUGGCACUCCGUGAAAUUAGACGUUAUCAGAUUCGCAAAAUUUCUGGUAUGAGAAAUUGCUCAGGAUUUCAAAACAGAUCUGCAUUUCCAGAGCGUAGCUAUUGGUGUUUUGCAGGAGUUUUCUCAACAACUGAUCAGUUAAAUAAAAUCCGAAGAGGGAGAAGAGUGUCUGAUUUCUCCUUCUGUUUUAUUCUUCUGAAUACAGCAGAUUCAGUGUCUUUUGAACAAACUGUUAAAAUUAUUUGUGAAGAAGAUCCUCGAGAACCAACAUUCUGUGUCUUGUUUACUUCUGUGUUCCUGCAGAGCGUCAAGCUAUUCACAAUAGAGCAUGCUAUUCUGUUAGGCCAGAAAGUUUGUAUGAGUGCAGCUUCUGAGACACGGUCUGUCACGGUGGGCAAAGGAGACCCCAACAAGCCUAAGGGCAAAAUGUCCUUGUAUGCCUUCUUCGUGCAGACCUGCUGGGAAGAGCACAAGAAGAAACACCCAGAUUCUUCUGUCACUUUCACCGAAUUCUCCAAGAAAUGUUUAGAGAGAUGGAAGACCAUGUCUGCAAAGGUAAGGUCGAAGUUUGAAGAUUCGACAAAAAGUGACGAAGCUCGUUAUGACAGGGAGAUGAAAAAUUAUUUCCCUCCCAAAGGUGAUAAGAAGGGAAAGAAAAAGGAUCCCAAUGCUCCAAAAAUGUCUCUAUCUGCCUUCUUCCUGUUUUGCUCUGAACAUCGCCCAAAGAUCAAAAGUGAACACCCAGGCCUGUCCAUUGGGGAUACUGCAAAAAAAUUGGGUGAAAUGUGGUCUGAACAGUCAGCCAGUAAACAGCCAUAUGAACAGAAAGUGGCUAAACUAAAGGAGAAAUAUGAGAAGGAUAUUGCUGCAUACCGUGCCAAGGGCAAAAGUGAAGCAGGAAAGAAGGGCCCCGGUAGGCCAACAGGCUCAAAGAAGAAGAAGGAACCAGAAGAUGAGGAAGAGGAGGAGGAGGAGGAGGAAGACGACGAAGAUGAAGAAUAA
Molecule: messenger RNA, 1140 nt
Organism: Tupaia belangeri chinensis (Chinese tree shrew)
Lineage: Eukaryota; Metazoa; Chordata; Mammalia; Scandentia; Tupaiidae
Product: high mobility group protein B2-like
Biological process (GO): regulation of transcription by RNA polymerase II
Cellular component (GO): nucleus
Molecular function (GO): DNA binding; protein heterodimerization activity
Source: RefSeq, a predicted model, not a curated record